Molecule: messenger RNA, 864 nt
Organism: Petromyzon marinus (sea lamprey)
Lineage: Eukaryota; Metazoa; Chordata; Hyperoartia; Petromyzontiformes; Petromyzontidae
Source: RefSeq, a predicted model, not a curated record
ACGUUUAUUUAUGGCAAUUUCACACCAUAAAACAACUUUAAAACACAAAAAAAACACCCAAAAACAUGUCAUACAAAAAUGCGCAAUGAAUACGCUUUUUAAGUAACAAUCAUGUAGUGAUUGUCCGGCGUUGUAAAAAUUCAGCACUCCCACCGAAGCCGCUGGAUAAUCGAUAAUCAACUGUAUAUCUAUCGGAGGAGAUGUACGUACAUACGUACGUUGAACUUCUUUCGCACAUAGCUAACCGUGCUAAUUGGAGGUGCCGCCGGGGGACGGGGGGGGGGGAAGGUCAACGGACUAGACGCACCGCGGCGUGAACCUGAGCCGCGACCUCUUGACCUGGGCCCUUUUUUUCCCCAUAGGUCUGUGGAAUGUGCGGCAAUUACAACGGGAAUCUCGACGACGACGACCUGAUGCCCAACGGGGAAUCGGCGCCCAGCACCGCGCUGCUCGGUGACAGCUGGAGGGCCGCGGGCGACACGGACGCCGGGUGCCAGCCGGCCGCAACCCCUGACGGAUGCGAUGCAGCCGACAAUGAACUCUACGGGAGGAUGUGCAAAAUCAUCGUCUCCUCCUCCGGACCCUUUGCCAGCUGCCACAACGUCGUCGAUCCUGCCCUCUUCUUCCAGUCGUGCGUCUUCGACGUGUGUCAGUACGGCGGCAUGGAGAGCACGCUGUGCCACAUCCUGCAGGCCUACGCGGAGGCCUGCCGCGCCGAGAACGUUGACGUCCUGUGGCGUAACGAAACCUUCUGCCGUGAGUCUGUGCGAUUCCUGGUUUAGGAGGUGUUAACAGCCUCGCCUGGUAUGAAGGAGUUCGUGGGUUCGAUCCCGACCCCUGACGACACCUGCUGUAUAUUUGGAG